Didymodactylos carnosus is the source of this 1350-nucleotide messenger RNA. The record is from the annotation of a GenBank genome assembly. NCBI's taxonomy places the organism in Eukaryota, Metazoa, Rotifera, Eurotatoria, Philodinida, Philodinidae.
AUGGCUGAGGAGACUGGAGCAAAAGGAAAGAAGCAUUUGAAAGCAACGAUCACCAUUGCUAUGUCUAAUUAUCUCGAAGCAGCGUCGAUUGUGGCGGGUGCCGGUGGUCUUUCUCUUUGGGUUGAGUAUUUGCAAUUGAGUGAUUUCGAAGUCGGUCUACUCGGUGCAGUAAGUGCAAACGGUUUUGGUUCGGCGAUCGGAGCGCUGCUCGGUGGAUUUCUUGCCGAUCGUUAUGGCCGCAAAUUUGUCUAUAAAUACGAUCUCGUCGUGUACAUGUGCGGUGUUGCACUUAUCUCGCUCGCCAUUAAUUUUCCAAUGCUGUUGAUCGGUUAUGUGAUAACUGGCGUGGCAGUAGGUGCUGCGAUUCCCGCAGCAUGGACAUACAUUGCAGAAGAAGCACCGCCGAAUGAGCGAGCAGCAAGAGUAGGUUGGGGACAAUUUGCAUGGUCAGUAGGACCUGCUAUUUCUCUAUUGAUGUCUGUGGCUUUGUCACCAUGGGGAUUGUUGGGUAGUCGAAUUAUUUUUAUUUCAUUGCUUGUCACGGCAUUUAUCACGUGGAUUUUGAGGCAGAAAAUAGAUGAAUCACACGUUUGGACAGAAAGACAAAAGAAAAAACGAGAUGCUACUCUAUUGGAAGCGAGAACGCAACAGCCUCAAAGAAAGACUUCUUUACUACGAGAACUAAUUACCGUUAAAGCUAACCGAAAAGCUUUUCUUCUGCUCUUCGGCAUUUACUUUUUUUGGUGCCUUGUCGCAGGUGUUAUGGGUUAUUUCAUGCCUUACAUUUAUCAGAUUGCUGGGUGGCGUUUAACAUCAACACACGCAAAUUUACUGCAAGCGUCACUGUGGGUAUUCACCAUUUUAUCUACCUAUUUUGUGUUCAUUCGCUUUGGAGAUAAGUGGAAUCAAAGAUACUUAUUCAGCAUUGGAGCUUUAAUGGAAAUUAUCGGAUGGAUAAUAUUGGUUGUUGGAGGAAUGGGCUGGGUAGAGUUGUGUCUGUUUGUGGUGAUCUGGGGUGUGGCAGCCGGUUUCGGUGCUCAAGCAUUUUAUAGUUUAUGGGCGAGUGAACUCUUUAAAACUGAAUAUCGAGCGGCGGCACAAGGAACCAUGUUUUGCCUAGUGCGGGUGGGCGUAGGUUUGAUAUCACUCGUUGUACCUGUGAUGAUCACGAGGAUUGGAUUUAGUUGGUUGGCUGUUAUCAUGAUCGCUUUACUGUUUAUUCACUCGCUCAUCGGAUUUCUUUUGGCACCAGAAACAAGAGGCAAGACGUUGGAUGAAAUCGAAAAGGAGUGGUACGGAGAAGAAAAAACAGAGGCAACUGCCGAAAUGGCAAAUAAUACUGACGUGUAG